Molecule: messenger RNA, 846 nt
Organism: Mizuhopecten yessoensis (Yesso scallop)
Lineage: Eukaryota; Metazoa; Mollusca; Bivalvia; Pectinida; Pectinidae
Product: hepatitis A virus cellular receptor 1-like
Exons: 1
Coding region: 1-846 (281 amino acids)
Source: RefSeq, a predicted model, not a curated record
AUGCCUCACUACUCAUUACCUCACUGCCUCACUGCCUCACUGCCUCACUACUCCCUACCCACUACCUCACUGCCUCACUACCUCACUGCCCACUACCUCACUACCUCCCUGCCUCACUACCCACUACCUCACUACCUCACUCCUCACUACCCACUACCUUACUGCCUCACUGCCUCACUGCCUCACUACUCACUCUCACUACCUCAUUGCCUCACUACUCACUACCCACUGCCUCACUGCCUUACUGCCUCACUACUCACUACCAAAUACCUAACUGCCUCACUGCCUCACUACCCACUACCUCACUACCUCACUCCUCACUACCCACUACCUUACUGCCUCACUGCCUCACUGCCUCACUACUCACUACCCCCUUCCUCACUGCCUCACUGCCUCACUGCCUCACUGCCUCACUGCCCCACUCCUCACUACCCACUACCUCACUGCCUCACUACCUCACUGCCCACUACCUCACUACCUCCCUGCCUCACUACCCACUACCUCACUACCUCACUCCUCACUACCCACUACCUUACUGCCUCACUGCCUCACUGCCUCACUACUCACUUCCCACUACCUCACUGCCUUACUGCCUCACUACUCACUACCUCACUGCCUCACUGCCUCACUGCCUCACUGCCUCUCUUCCCACUUCCCACUACCUCACUACCUCACUGCCCACUACCUCACUACCUCACUGCCUCACUACCCACUACCUCACUGCCUCACUACCCACUGCCUUACUGCCUCACUACUCACUACCCACUUCCUCACUGCCUCACUGCCUCACUGCCUAACUACUCACUGCCAACUACCUCACUGCCUCACUGUCUCACUACUCACUAA